AUGGCCACGCUGGCUUGCCGGGUGCAGUUCUUGGACGACACGGACCCUUUCAACAGCACCAACUUCCCGGAGCCCAGCCGGCCGCCGCUGUUCACGUUCCGCGAGGACCUCGCGCUCGGCACCCAGCUGGCCGGGGUCCACCGGCUGCUGCGGGCGCCGCACAAGCUGGACGACUGCACGCUGCAGCUCUCCCACAAUGGCACCUACCUGGACUUGGAAGCCACCCUGGCCGAGCAGCGGGACGAGUUAGAAGGCUUCCAGGAUGACGCUGGGCGGGGCAAGAAGCACAGUAUCAUUUUGAGGACACAGCUGUCUGUGAGGGUCCACGCCUGCAUCGAAAAGCUGUACAACUCAAGUGGACGAGAUUUAAGAAGAGCCCUUUUCUCCCUGAAGCAGAUAUUUCAGGAUGACAAGGAUUUGGUGCAUGAAUUUGUUGUGGCCGAAGGUCUGACGUGUUUGAUCAAGGUGGGAGCUGAAGCAGAUCAGAACUAUCAGAACUACAUCCUGAGGGCGUUGGGCCAGAUCAUGUUGUAUGUGGAUGGGAUGAAUGGAGUAAUAAACCACAAUGAAACCAUUCAGUGGCUCUACACGCUCAUUGGGUCAAAGUUCCGCCUGGUGGUGAAGACAGCCCUGAAGCUGCUGCUCGUGUUUGUGGAGUACUCAGAGUCAAAUGCUCCUCUUCUGAUUCAGGCUGUGUCUGCUGUUGACACGAAAAGAGGAGUCAAGCCCUGGUCAAAUAUCAUGGAAAUCCUGGAGGAAAAAGAUGGCGUUGACACGGAGCUGCUGGUUUAUGCAAUGACUUUAGUGAAUAAGACGUUGUCAGGAUUGCCGGACCAGGACAGCUUCUACGAUGUGGUGGACUGCCUGGAGGAGCUGGGCAUCGCAGCCGUGUCCGAGAGGCACUUGAACAAGAAAGGGACUGACCUGGACUUGGUGGAGCAGCUGAACAUUUAUGAGAUGGCGCUGAGACUGGAGGAUGGUGAUGAAACUGCAGAGCCGCCCCCCAGCGGGCGCCGGGACCGGCGGCGAGCCAGCGUCUGUUCUGGUGGAGUGGGCGAGCCCAGGGGCCUGGACCGCAGGCGCAGCCGCAGGCACUCCGUACAGAAUAUCAAGAGUCCUCUGUCGGCUCCUGCCAGCCCCUGCUCCCAGACUGCUCCAGGCUGCAAGACCAGUCAAGUACGAGACCUCUGCGAAAAGCCUCAGGUGGAGGAGGAGGAGGAAGAGGAAGAGCAGCCAGUCACGGAGCCCAAUUCAGAGGAAGAGAGAGAGGACGAUGCCCUUGCCCCAAGUCAGGGCAAGGACAGCCAGGUCAGCCCUGCCUCAGAACAGAACCCCCCAGAGAAGGAUGCUGCUCCCCAGAGUUCAGCCACUGCCUCCAGCACCACCUUGCAGGGAAAGCAGCUGCCGGCCAGCACAGCAGUGGGGAGCCCCUUGUGCUGUGGGUCCUCCGGGCCUGCUCUGCUGUCUCCCCCACCCCGGGCCUCAGCCUCUCGGCCCUCCUCUACUGCACCUGCCCCCCCGAAGGUGUCACCUACCAUAGAGAAACUGCCCUACGUGCCCCACACCCCCUUCCACCUCUUCUCCUAUGACUUUGAGGAUUCACCCAUAUCCACCAAGGAGAAGGAAGCCGAGUCCCAGAAGGAAAACAGGUACAGCAACUUUGGCACCAACUCUUAUCACUCUAGACCUUCCCCUGGACCAGCUCUGCCCUCCGCCCCCACAUCAUCUCUUUCACCCCCCCAGGAGGCCGGACUGGAAAGGUCUUCACUGAGUGGUCUUCUCACGUCAUCUUUUAAGCAGCACCAAGAAUCUUUGGCAGCAGAGAGAGAGAGGCGGCGACAGGAGAGAGAAGAAAGGUUGCAGAGAAUAGAGCGGGAAGAAAGAAACAAAUUCAACCGGGAGUAUUUAGACAAAAGAGAGGAGCAAAGACAAGCAAGAGAAGAAAGAUACAAAUACUUGGAGCAGUUAGCAGCUGAGGCUCGGGAGAAGGAACUGAGAAGCCGGAGUGUGAGCCGGGGCAGAGCCGACCUCUCCUUGGACCUGACCUCACCCACAGCCCCUGCCUCCUCCGCCCUUCUGAGCCGAAGCCCUUCGUCUCCAGACUCCCAGGAGGCUCUCAGGGUAUCAUCAUCCUCCCCCGGAACAUCUCAGCAUUCCCAAGUGAGUGCCGGGGAUCCUGUUCCCGAACCGGAGGCAGAACCAGAACCAGAACCAGAACCAGAACCAGAACCAGAGCCAGAGCCAGAGCCAGAGCCAGAACCAGAGGCAGAGGUGGGGCAGGUUGCUGAUGAGGCCAGCCAGGAAGUAGCCCCUGCCCACCUGGGGACAGAGAGCGGAGUGGAGCGGGCCCUGGAGCACGAGCCAGAAGAGCGAGCCUCCCUCAGUGAGAAAGAGAGACAGAACGAGGAGGUGAACGAGAGGGACAACUGUUCCGCCUCCAGCAUCUCAUCCUCCAGCAGCACAUUAGAGAGGGAGGAGAAGGAGGACAAGCUCUCCAGGGACAGGGGAAAUGGUUUGUGGUCCACAGGUGUUCAGGAUGCCGGUGUAAAUGAGCAGUGUGGCGACAUCCUCACCAACAAACGGUUCAUGCUGGACAUGCUGUAUGCCCAUAACAGAAAGUCCACGGAGGAGGAGGAGGAGGAGGAAGAGGAGGAGGGCCCAGGCCCGGCCAGCAGGACUGAGCAGGGGGCAGAGGCAGUGGCUAGCUUGGCCAGCAGAAUAUCCACCUUGCAGGCCAACUCUCUAGCCCAGGAUGAGAGUGUCAGGAGGGUGGACGUUGACUGUCUGGACAAUCGGGGCAGUGUGAAAGCCUUUGCUGAAAAAUUUAACAGCGGGGAUGUAGGAAGAGGGUCCGUCUCCUCUGACACCGAGCCCAGUGAGAAGGUCUCUGAGAAAGCAUCUGCACAGCAGAAGACUGAAUCGGAUUAUAUCUGGGACCAGCUCAUGGCCAAUCCAAGGGAGCUCAGAAUCCAAGACAUGGAUUUCACUGACCUGGGGGAGGAGGAUGACAUCGACGUCCUGGACGUGGACCCAGGUCACAGGGAGGCCUCCGGGCCACCGCCCCCACCCCCGCCCAUCUUUCUGGGUCUGCCUCCCCCACCCCCUCCACCCCUGUUGGACAGUGUGCCUCCCCCUCCUGCCCCUGGUAAUUUAUUGGCUUCUCCUCCAGUGUUCAAUGCUCCUCAGGGCUUAGGGUGGCCCCAGGUACCCAGGGGUCAGCCAGCAUUCACAAAGAAAAAGAAGACCAUCCGUCUGUUCUGGAAUGAAGUGCGACCGUUCGAGUGGCCCUGUAAGAACAACCGCCGCUGCAGAGAAUUCCUGUGGUCGAAACUGGAACCCAUUAAGGUGGACACUUCCAGGCUGGAACAUCUGUUUGAAUCGAAAUCGAAGGAACUGUCCGUCUCAAAGAAAACUGCUGCAGAUGGAAAAAGACAGGAGAUCAUCGUCCUGGAUUCCAAGAGGAGCAAUGCUAUCAAUAUUGGUCUGACGGUACUUCCCCCUCCAAGGACCAUUAAGAUAGCCAUUCUGAAUUUUGAUGAAUAUGCCUUAAACAAAGAAGGAAUCGAGAAAAUUCUAACUAUGAUUCCCACUGAAGAAGAGAAGCAGAAAAUCCAGGAAGCUCAGCUGGCCAACCCUGACGUGCCCCUGGGCAGUGCCGAGCAAUUCCUCCUCACACUCUCUUCAAUCAGCGAGCUCUCAGCUCGACUCCACCUCUGGGCAUUCAAAAUGGAUUAUGAAACUACAGAAAAGGAAGUGGCAGAACCUCUUUUGGACCUGAAGGAAGGAAUAGACCAAUUGGAGAACAAUAAAACCUUGGGCUUCAUCUUGUCUACUCUCUUAGCCAUUGGGAACUUUCUAAAUGGAACUAAUGCCAAAGCAUUUGAAUUAAGCUACCUCGAGAAGGUUCCAGAAGUCAAAGACACCGUGCACAAGCAGUCACUUCUCCACCACGUGUGCACCAUGGUGGUGGAAAACUUCCCAGAUAGCUCUGAUCUGUACUCGGAGAUCGGAGCCGUCACCAGGUCAGCCAAGGUUGACUUUGAUCAACUUCAGGAUAAUUUAUGUCAGAUGGAGAGAAGAUGCAAAGCUUCAUGGGAUCACCUCAAGGCAAUUGCAAAACAUGAAAUGAAACCAGUUUUAAAACAACGAAUGUCCGAGUUCCUAAAAGACUGUGCAGAGCGAAUUAUCAUCUUAAAGAUAGUCCAUAGAAGAAUAAUUAACAGAUUCCAUUCCUUUUUGCUCUUCAUGGGCCAUCCACCAUAUGCAAUCCGGGAAGUGAACAUAAACAAGUUCUGCAGGAUCAUUAGUGAGUUUGCACUGGAGUAUCGCACCACCAGGGAAAGGGUUUUGCAGCAGAAGCAGAAACGGGCCAACCACAGAGAGAGAAAUAAGACCAGAGGAAAGAUGAUCACCGAUUCAGGCAAGUUCUCCGGCAGUUCUCCCGUGCCCCCCAGCCAGCCACAGGGCCUGAGCUACGCUGAGGAUGCUGCUGAGCAUGAGAACAUGAAGGCUGUGCUGAAAACCUCUUCGCCUGCAGUGGAGGACACCACCCCAGUGCUGGGCAUGCGCAUGCGCAGCCGAGCCAGCCGUGGAUCCUCUAGUUCAUGGACGAUGGGAACUGAUGACUCGCCUAACGUCACGGAUGAUGCGGCUGAUGAGAUCAUGGACCGCAUCGUCAAAUCGGCCACCCAAGUGCCCAGCCAGCGAGUGGUACCUCGGGAGAGGAAGCGCUCUCGCGCCAACCGGAAAUCUCUGCGAAGGACCCUCAAGAGUGGCCUGACUCCAGAAGAAGCCAGAGCCCUGGGGCUGGUCGGCACCUCAGAGUUGCAGCUGUGAUGCUGUGGCGCCCUCCGGAAGUGUGCUCCAGCAGAGUACAUACUGCUGCUCAGAACCCCUCCGGGGGAGGCGAGGGGUUUCUCCACGAGCAUCGGAACAUUCUGAGGCAGCACCCAUCUCUGGGUGUCACCAUGUGCUGUGUCGCCCACUGUGCACUGACAUGGGGUCCCCUCACACACUUCUUCAUCAUGUCAGCAGAGCUUCUUGUUUCCUUUGCACCUGGUUUAGCAGUUCCGAGGCGAAACACCUCUUCUGUGCGAGGAACAGUCCUUUGAAAGAACAAAUCACCUCUGUCAGUUUCUACUGUCAUGAGGCAAUUUGAUUAGCUUCAGUGACACCAAAGUGUCCAAAUUGUACACAAGCAAGCACAGAUUGUUUACCAGUUGUGGAUUUUAAAUGAACUCAAUGUUUAUACAAACUCCUAAGUGUACACCGUGUUUCAAAUAAUAAAUAAAUAAGAGUUUAAUGUCGUAACUGGAAAUGUUUUUUCUCCUGGGUGUAGGAGCUUAAACAGCAGCACGGCCUCACCUCCUCCCGAGGCAGCAAGUCUUCUCAGGUCCAGCAGAAGCUCGGGAGACGUGGCUGCCUCCUGGCCCUUUGGGUUUCCGUUGUUUGUGAAGAGAGUGUGUGAUAUUAACAGUGCGCUCGCUUUAACUCCUGAUUGGUGAGGCCUAAAUCCUUCUUGCAGGACAUGUCAGCAGUCACUUCUGCCACCUGACUGUGAUUUCCUUUGCCCCAUGGUGAUGCGAAAGCAGCAUCAGAGUAGCAUUUUAAAACUGUCCUGCAACUCACGUAUUUACCUUGUAUGUAAAAAUUCAUUUUUUUCCAAUGAAUUUACUGAGUCACCAAAUGGAAAUUUAUAGCUUUGUCUCCAGAGAGCCUCAGAAUGACAGAUGUGGUACUUGGCCUGGGGCAGGCCUCCAGGAUUACAGGCGCCCAGAGCAGACACCGUGGCCCUCGGGGCAACACUGAGCCCCUCUGAGGGGGUGGUGCCCAAGUCCACCAUGAAGUCCUCCACCCCCUAGCAUCUCACAUGGCUCUCAUGAAGAUCCUCUGCCUCCGAGAGGUGAACUGCUGAACAGGUACUUAGCUUUUUGGGGGAAGGGAUUACUAUGUCUAUCUUCAAAACCUCUGUGACUCUGCAAUCCCAAAUCUGGGUGAGGCUGACUUACAGACUGUACAGUCAUGCUGUCUGAAGAAUCACAGGCCAUGCAUUUACCCCUCAGGCCUCUGUGACUAGGUACCUCCUUUUCUGUAUCCCCACUCACUGAGAGACCAAGAACUCUUUUAGACAGGUGUGUGUCAAGUAACACGAUGGAGAGCCUGAAAGAGGUCACUUUAUUGAAAAGGAUACAUAGGAUAUUAAUGUUCAUUUCCUUCUGGUUCUAAGUAACUAAUAUUCUGCAUGUGAUUUAGUGGUUUGGGGGAGCAUUUGCCUGUUGCACUGGUACUGAAUGCAGACAUGGAAAAUCUGUACCCUUUGGGAUUAUGAUGUGCAAACAAAAGCAAGAUGUAUUUUUGUUGCACUGUUUAGUGAUCAAAUACUCGGACGCCCUUUCAGGGGCCUUUGCUGUUCUGUUGACAGUUACUGCUUAAAAUAAAAGGUCACAUUUGGAAGG
This is a messenger RNA of Condylura cristata (star-nosed mole), 6455 nucleotides long. RefSeq names its product formin homology 2 domain containing 3 (gene FHOD3). The transcript has 27 exons. Gene Ontology annotation, biological process: sarcomere organization; cortical actin cytoskeleton organization; cardiac myofibril assembly. NCBI's taxonomy places the organism in Eukaryota, Metazoa, Chordata, Mammalia, Eulipotyphla, Talpidae. Gene Ontology annotation, molecular function: actin filament binding. The coding region runs from base 1 to 4836 and encodes 1611 amino acids. The record is from RefSeq and is a predicted model, not a curated record. Gene Ontology annotation, cellular component: cytoskeleton; cytoplasm.